Triticum dicoccoides is the source of this 842-nucleotide messenger RNA. RefSeq lists its product as uncharacterized. The coding region runs from base 23 to 481 and encodes 152 amino acids. The record is from RefSeq and is a predicted model, not a curated record. NCBI's taxonomy places the organism in Eukaryota, Viridiplantae, Streptophyta, Magnoliopsida, Poales, Poaceae. The transcript is spliced from 2 exons.
ACAAUCAAAUCGUAUUUGCACCAUGCCUAUGACCUACCCCGCUCACACGUUCCCUCAACAGCCAGCCAAACUCCUCUCUCUCCGUCAUCUCAGAUCCAGCCGCACCUUCCAUCUCCUCUUCCACAACCGGCCACCGUCCCGAUCUGAAGGUCUCCGACCAGAUCAGCCUUCUCCCCACCACGGCGUGCGGCGAGGAGUCCCCGGAUCGCUCGCCGUCACCCAGUGCGGUGCAGAUCUGGUAGUCCGCCCUCACCAAGCAUUCGAUGCGUUGACGGCUCCUAGCACCAGAUACCGCGACGAACGAGCUGUGUUCUGCCUCCUCCGGCUGCCGAGGACCACGGACGCCACUUCGUCUCACCGGCUGGCUCAGCAUCAGCACCGACCACUACUCACAGGUGUGCAAAAUUGUUGCUACGUCAUGGAUCUAGUAGCACAUGGAUCUAUCACUUUUGCUCUUGGUCUUGUGUUCUCCAGUGCGUGAUGAAUUUGUAUGAUGCGGGUGCUAUUCAACUAUUCUUCCAUUUAUUCUGUUUCUUGCUUCUGAUUUGAUCUUUCUAAACUUGCCUACUUUCAAGGAUGAUGAUGAAAUGGAGGCUGGACGACGUCUGCCACACGAGUUAACAUGCCAGGCUCCUGACUUACUUUAGUUCAUGUCUUCAUGACCAGCAAGUUGUCCUGGUUCCUGCAUAGAUUGUAAUUUUGUAGGCAGAAUUGUACAAGAACUUUUCGGAUGUCCCACUCGUACUUUGCAGAAUUUUGACGAAGGACUUGUAUGUUUUAACAGAACUCUGUUUUACAGAGUAGACACUCUGAAUAAAUUGCUAACGAACUUUAUUUUUGUA